AUGGCGUUGUCUGUGCCUGUCCCAUCUUAUUCAUCAGUACUGUCGUUACAACAAACACAACCAACAGACGAAAGGGAAAAUGACAAGAGACAGAUGGUAGCGGUCGCGAAAACAAAUCUGAAAUCAAAAGCUGGGAAAAGAACAAGUUCAUCCAUUCAUUCUAAGAAAUAUUAUGGAGAAAAAAUUGGUAUCUAUUUUGUCUUUCUUGGAUAUUACACAGAAAUGCUGUUCUUUGCAGCUGUGGUUGGCUUAGCUUGUUUUAUUUAUGGUUUAUUAUCAAUGGAACGUAACACAAGCAGCGUUGAAAUCUGUGACCCUGAGAUUGGAGGUCAGAUGAUUAUGUGCCCCCUCUGUGAUCUAGUGUGUGACUAUUGGAGACUAAAUAGUACUUGUUUGGCGUCAAAGUUCUCCUAUUUGUUUGAUAACGAGUCUACAGUGUUCUUUGCAAUAUUCAUGGCGAUUUGGGUCACAUUAUUCUUGAAGUUUUGGAAACGGCGACAAGCCAGACUGGAAUACGAGUGGGACAUGGUGGACUUUGAAGAGGAGCAGCAGCAGCUUCAGCUGAGACCUGAAUUCGAAGCUAUGUGUAAACACAGGAAAAUGAAUCCCAUGACGAAGGAGAUGGAACCUUACAUGCCUCUACAUGCUCGUAUACCAUGGUACCUUUUUUCAGGAGCCACAGUGACAUUAUGGAUGGCUCUUGUCAUCUCCAGUAUGGUAGCUGUCAUUGUGUACCGCCUGUCAGUCUUUGCUUCUUUUGCUAGAUUCAUGGAAAGUGCUGAAUCCUUAAAGAAUGUGAAAAGUUUCUUUACUCCUCAGAUAGCCACAUCACUCACAGGAUCGUGCUUGAACUUUAUUGUCAUCAUGAUCUUGAAUUUCUUUUAUGAGAAGAUAUCUGUCUGGAUUACAAUAAUGGAAAUUCCUCGAACUUACCAGGAGUAUGAGAGCAGUCUUACCUUGAAAAUGUUCCUGUUUCAGUUUGUAAAUUAUUACUCGUCCUGCUUCUACGUAGCUUUCUUUAAAGGGAAGUUGGUGGGCUACCCCGGAAAAUACACCUAUAUGUUUAAUGCAUGGAGGAGUGAAGAGUGUGAUCCUGGAGGAUGUCUUGUAGAACUGACGACCCAACUGACCAUAAUAAUGUUCGGGAAACAGAUUUUGGGAAACAUUAAAGAAGCUAUUUAUCCCUUGGCUUUGAACUGGUGGAGACGCCGAAAAAGUCGAACCAACUCUGAGAAACUCUAUAGUCGAUGGGAGCAGGAUUAUGACCUUGAAAGUUUUGGAUCCCUUGGGCUGUUCUACGAGUACCUAGAAACAGUUAUUCAAUUUGGAUUUGUUACACUAUUUGUGGCCUCUUUUCCUUUGGCUCCUCUUCUUGCUCUCAUGAAUAAUAUUGUAGAGAUUCGAGUGGAUUCCUGGAAACUGACUACUCAGUACAGGAGAACUGUAGCUUCUAAAGCUCAUAGCAUAGGAGUUUGGCAAGACAUUCUCUUUGCAAUGGCUGUCCUAUCAGUUGCAACAAAUGCUUUUAUUGUUGCAUUUACAUCAGACAUCAUUCCGCGUUUAGUUUACUACUAUGCCUAUUCAACAAAUACCACGCACCCUAUGAGAGGAUAUGUGAAUAACAGCCUGUCCAUAUUCCUGAUAGCUGAUUUUCCAAACCAAACUGCACCUUCAGAAAAACGAAGCUUCACCACUUGCAGGUACAGAGAUUACAGAUAUCCUCCUGAUCAGGAGGAUAAAUAUUUUCAUAGUAUGCAAUUCUGGCAUGUCCUUGCUGCCAAGGUGACCUUCAUCGUAGUUAUGGAACACACUGUGUUUCUACUUAUAUUUUUGUUGACCUGGAUGAUACCCGACGUUCCCAAAGAUGUUGUGGAGAGAAUCAAGCGAGAAAAGUUAAUGACUGUCAAGAUUCUCCAUGACUUUGAGCUCAACAAAUUAAAAGAGAAUUUGGGAAUAAAUUCUAACACAUAUGCCAAGCAUGUCAUGAUUGAGGAAAACAAAGCACAACUGGUGAAAUCAACAAUCUAA
This is a messenger RNA of Carlito syrichta (Philippine tarsier), 2028 nucleotides long. RefSeq names its product anoctamin 5 (gene ANO5). Lineage: Eukaryota; Metazoa; Chordata; Mammalia; Primates; Tarsiidae. Gene Ontology annotation, cellular component: plasma membrane. The record is from RefSeq and is a predicted model, not a curated record. The coding region runs from base 1 to 2028 and encodes 675 amino acids. The transcript has 15 exons. Gene Ontology annotation, biological process: chloride transmembrane transport. Gene Ontology annotation, molecular function: chloride channel activity.